Messenger RNA from Lagopus leucura (white-tailed ptarmigan), 2775 nucleotides. RefSeq names its product reticulocalbin 1 (gene RCN1). Lineage: Eukaryota; Metazoa; Chordata; Aves; Galliformes; Phasianidae. Gene Ontology annotation, molecular function: calcium ion binding. The transcript has 6 exons. The record is from RefSeq and is a predicted model, not a curated record. Gene Ontology annotation, cellular component: endoplasmic reticulum. Bases 1 to 975 code for a protein of 324 amino acids.
AUGGCCGGCGGGGGGCGGCGGUGCCCAGCGGCGCUGCUGCUGGCGCUGGCGCUGCUGGCGCUGCCGGGCGGGCUGGGCAAGCCGACGGCGUGGCAGGAGCGGGCGCGGCCCGGAGCGGCGCAGCAGCACGAGGACGCGCCGGGAUUCCGGUACGACCACGAGGCCUUCCUGGGCAAGGAGGAGGCACGGAGCUUCGACCAGCUCAGCCCGGAGGAGAGUCAGGAGCGGCUGGGGAAGAUUGUGGAUAGAAUAGAUGAAAACAAAGAUGGCUAUCUCACAACAGAGGAGCUGAAAAACUGGAUUAAACGGGUGCAGAAACGCUACAUCUAUGAAAACGUCGCUAAGGUUUGGAAAGACUAUGAUACAAACAAGGACAAUAAAAUCACCUGGGAAGAGUACAAACAAGCUACCUACGGUUAUUAUCUAGAAAAACCAGAAGAAUUCCAAGAUGCAACAGAUCGGCACAGUUUUAAAAAAAUGCUGCCCAGAGACGAAAGGCGAUUCAAAACUGCAGAUCUGGAUGGAGACUCAGCUGCCACUCGUGAAGAAUUCACUGCUUUCCUUCACCCAGAGGAAUUUGAGCACAUGAAAAACAUCGUUGUCUUAGAAACGUUAGAAGACAUAGACAAAAAUGAGGAUGGCUUUGUGGAUCAGGAUGAGUACAUUGCUGAUAUGUUUGCAAAUGAAGAGGGAGGACCAGAGCCUGACUGGGUGACCACAGAGCGUGAGCAGUUUGCAGAUUUCCGUGACCUCAACAAGGAUGGAAAGAUGGACAAAGAGGAGAUUCAGCACUGGAUUCUCCCACAGGACUACGAUCAUGCACUUGCUGAAGCCAGGCAUUUGGUCUAUGAAUCAGAUGUCGAUAAGGAUCAAAAACUAACAAAAGAGGAGGUUUUAGACAACUGGAAUAUGUUUGUUGGAAGUCAAGCUACUAAUUAUGGGGAAGACCUCACAAGAAACCAUGAUGAACUAUGAUAUAAGUAUACCAAGCAGCAUGCCACAGGCCUUUUCUCCAUUUUACUAAAUCUACCACGUCCAUCCCCUGUUUGGGGAGGAUGGACAAGGGACACACUCAAAACUGAAUGACUUGCAUAUAUUUUUAACAUGGCAGUUUAUUACCUCAGAAACUACGUAGAAAUAGGGUUGUUUUCUUUUUAACUUUCUUCACAAGGUUAAAUGCUAUAUCUAAUUAUACAGUUCUGUUUUGGGGAAAAAAUGGUAAUGUUUCUUAGUAGGUUAGAUCUGGGAAAGGCACUUAAAACAUAACUCCAAGGAUCUUCAAUAAUAACAGGUUUUCUUCAAAUGCCCAUUUUUAUCAUAGUAAAAUGCAGCUACGAUUAGUAAGAAAGAAACCUACUUUUUCAGUAGUCUAAGUUGUUUAGACAUCAUUUCUAAUAGUGUUUGAAAUCAUAGAAUGCCUUAAGUUGGAAGGGACCUUGAAGAUCAUCUAGCUCUUAAUUCCCUGCUGUGGGCUGAUUGCCACCCACCAGAUAAGGCUGCCCAGGGCCCUAUCCAGCCUAGUCUUGAAUGCCUCCAGCGAUCAGGCACCCAGAACUUGUCUGUUCUUACAGUUUCACCCUCCUGUACACCCUCCUCCACAACCUUUUUGUCCAUGCUGCAUUUUUCUCUCUAAGUUGGGCUGAAGAAGAUACCAGCAGACCCAUGGGUCAUAGCUUCACAAGUGCAUCACGUGCAAUUGGCCCUUCUCUCUAAGUCCCACUGCAGUGCAGAAGCAACACGUGGCCCAACAGCCAUGCUGGCAUUCCUCAGCAAGGGUUGUGGAGUUCAGAUUGACAGCUGUUCCUUCUGACAACAGAAUAAUGUACAUUGUUUGUGGGCUGUUAGUUAUGCUGUUUCCUGGAAGGAAUUAUGCCACAUGGAGCAUAAUUUAUCUCACGCUUUUCACGCUUUACCCAAGCCAUGCUCUUGUUCACACAGUGUGAAUGGCAGCAGCUCCGUGAUGGAGAAAGAAUGAGACAUAUCACCCCUCUGGGCCUUCUGUUUUCUGUACUACAGACACGGACAGAUUCAUGUGGCUGAAGUUCUGGUUUGUAUGUAUGUACGUAUAAAUAAGUGUUACUGAAGCAACUACAUGGAGACAGCUUUCCUUCCAAAGAAAGGAAUGAGCUUUCCACACAGGUGCUUUCUUUUUUUACUGUAUAAUGUGAGCAGUAACAUGUAUAUUUUUAUAUACCUAACUCCAAUAAGUUUGGUUGGUUUAAAAUAUAUUAUUUUUAAAACAAGCACAGUAAAACCAUAACUUUUUGAUACUAUGAAGGUGCAAUAACACUAAUACAGACAGACUAGCAUAGAGAGAUGAUGUGAUGCUUCUUAUGCCAACAGUUCAGCCUGCAGCACUGGCUGGUCAUCUACAAACAGCAGCUGGAUGUAUGGCACCAACUUUUUCUUCUUUGCAUCAUUAAAAAAAGCUAGAAAUAAGUGUAUAGUUUUAGUAUUGCUAGAACCUGUUCUGAAUGCUAAGGUCACAUAAGAACAGUGCUAAAUACUUUCAGUUGAAGAUAGCUCUCUAUUACACACACUGGCAGGGAUUACUUGCCUUUGCUAGCUUUAUUAUUAAGCUUUUAGCAUGCACCUACAACACUGCCUGCAAGGUCUCCUAAAAGUCCCUACCUCUUCUGCUAACAUAGAGUAGGACAGAUGUCAUAAGACAUAAACGGUUUUUGCUCUCCCAGUAAUUCCAUGUCAAAGUAAUGCCUAAAUGCAGUGUUACCUGAGAAGCAAUAAAAUUGUAUCUUGGCACACAUAAAAAAAAAA